AUGUCGAACGAUUCAGCUCAUAAACCAUUGUUAUCUACGGAGGAGUUAGGUCCCAAGGCUCAAGACUUCAACCAAAACUCAAAAGCUUCUUCACGAAAAAGAAAAUUGCGUCGCUGUAGAAGCGCUCCUCGUGGUGAUUCUAUGUACAAUGAUGAUGAUGAUGAUGUCAAAAUCGACGAACCACAUCCUAGUAAAAUCCCAAUGUUCAGGGAUCUAAACCCGAAUUUCAUGCGAGUCAUCAUGUUCUUGGUUUUGUAUCUAACCAUUGGUACUCUCUGUUUCUACCUCGUGAGAAACCAGAUCUCCGGUCAUAAAACCAACGGUGUGUUAGAUGCCGUCUAUUUCUGUGUUGUAACGAUGACAACCGUUGGAUAUGGUGAUCUUGUCCCUAGUAGCUCCACCUCGAGGCUACUCGCUUGCGCGUUUGUCUUCUUGGGAAUGGCCCUCGUGGGUCGCCUAUUAAGCCGAGCAGCGGAUUACUUGGUGGAGAAGCAAGAGACUUUGCUUGUUAGGGCUUUCGAUUUGAGCAAAACCUCUGGUCAAACAGACGUUCUCAAGGAGUUGCAUACGAAGUUGAGACAUAAAUGCUAUAUGACAUUCCUGGUUCUUGUAGUCCUCUUCCUCCUCGGUACGAUUUUCCUUGCAACCUUUGAGAAAAUGCCGGUUAUUGAAGCUUUCUACUGUGUUUGUUCAACCGUUACAACAUUGGGUUAUGGAGAUAGGAGCUUUAGCUCUGGAACCGGACGCCUUUUCGCUGUGUUUUGGAUCUUGAUGAGCACUAUAUGUUUGGCUCAGUUUUUCCUCUAUGUAGCUGAGCUUAAUGCAGAGACCAAACAGAUGGAGUUAGUGAAAUGGGUUUUAACAAGGAGAAUCACAAACAAUGAUCUCGAAGCAGCUGAUCUCGAUGGAGAUGGAGUCGUCGUAGUUGCAGAGUUUAUAUUAUAUAAAUUGAAAGAAAUGGGGAAGAUUGAUGAGAAUGAUAUUGCUGGGAUAAUGGAAGAGUUUGAGGAACUCGAUUGCGAUGAUUCGGGAACUUUGACGAAUUCUGACAUUGUUCUAGCUCAAACGACGCCAUAG
Molecule: messenger RNA, 1077 nt
Organism: Thlaspi arvense
Lineage: Eukaryota; Viridiplantae; Streptophyta; Magnoliopsida; Brassicales; Brassicaceae
Source: the annotation of a GenBank genome assembly